This is a messenger RNA of Chlamydomonas reinhardtii, 4564 nucleotides long. RefSeq lists its product as uncharacterized. The transcript has 5 exons. The record is from RefSeq and is a predicted model, not a curated record. Gene Ontology annotation, molecular function: zinc ion binding. The coding region runs from base 46 to 1866 and encodes 606 amino acids. NCBI's taxonomy places the organism in Eukaryota, Viridiplantae, Chlorophyta, Chlorophyceae, Chlamydomonadales, Chlamydomonadaceae.
CACAUCCCUUGCACCUCAGCGCGCCUUUGAGCUUCAGUUGAAAAUAUGGCGACAGUAGUUUCGGAAGCUGCAGACGCGGACCAGGAGGAGUUCUGCUACAUUUGCUUUGAAGGCCGUUCAUGCGGAGAGCCGCUAGAGAAGGUCUGCAAAUGUCCGACACGGGUUCAUCGCAAAUGCGUGGCGAGAUGGCAGCUCUAUUCUGCAGGCCGCAAGGAGGAGAAGACGUGCCGCUUCUGCCAAGACACGCUACCCGAUUGGAAGCAAGUGCUCACGCCGGCGGCGCUGCCCCCUGCGAUACCCGUGCUAUCCAUCUACUAUAACAACACCUGCUGCCGCAUGAAGGUGCGGCCCGGCCCAGACGGCCUGCAGGCCUUCCUGCGGCAGCUAGAGGUCAUCGUGGGCCGUGACGUGGCGCAGGUCAACUUCGUGUUCCGCUGCCGCUGCCCCGACACGGGGGCCGAGAUCUUCCUGCAGGGCCUGCAAGCCUUUGAAGCGGCGAUGCACUGCGCCUGCGUGCGCGCCGCGCAGCGAAGCGUGCAGCAGCAGCAACAGCAGAUGCAAAUGCAGCUUGUGCAGCAGCAGGCGCAGCUGCUGCAGCAGCAACAGCAGCACGGCGCGAGGCUCGCACCGGCACCGCUGGAGCCCCAGCAUGGAGGCGCCCUGCCGCAAGACACGCAAGCCCAUCAGCCCCAUAACCAGCCCCACCUGCCCUGCCAACAGCACCGUCACCACCAGCAGCACCACGGCCCAGGCCACCAGCCUCUGCGCCGCGCCGCCUCCGCGCCGCACGUGCUAGUCCACGGCGCUCGCAGCCGCCACCAGCACCACCACCAUCACCAGCACCCGCCGCUGACAAGGCUGGUCCCCGCAGCAGGCGCUGCGGAAGCAACGGCGGAGCCCGUAGCCGCACAGAGCCGCGGCGCUGGCGAGGGCGUUGCCGCCGGUGUGGCUGCCGCGCCGCAUCCGCUGCCGCAGGAGGCGCGCCGGAUGGCAGGAGCGACGUCCGUCGUGAGCGGGGGAGCCGCAAUGACGGUGGCGGUGGCGCCCGUGCCCUCAUCGCACCAGCUGGCAUCAGCUGCGACUGCCGCCAGCCACUCUGGCAGCAGCAGUAGCAGCACAGCAAGCGGCAGUGGUAGCAGCAGCAGUGGCAGCACCGGCGCGGUGGCUUGUCGCGGCGUCAUGGGCUGGCCGGUGCCGCCGUCGGGCACCAAUGCCCUCAGCUCGGCAGCAGCAAAUGCGACGGCGGCGGCGGCGGCGGUGGCUUGCUCGGCAGCGGACGAUACUCAGCCGGCGACGACGUCGGUGCUGUGCAGCACUGGCCUGAUCGACGACGGCACUCUGGCCAUGCCGGCUGAUGGAAAUAGCGUCGCCAUGGGCGAUAGCGCCUGCUUCGCAGGGCCGCCCUUGGCCGAGGACAGCGCCGGCGACAGCUGCAAGGCCGCAGCUGCCGCGCUACGACCGCCGCCGCCGGCCCUUGCGUCGGCGCCGCCUCCGGUGCAGGCGAGACAGAGUCAGUCCGCCCCCGUGCCCCAGUCUAGCCGACGCCUGGGCUCAGUGCUGGGUCAUCUGAAUGCAGCCAUGCAGGCGGCACAGCCAGCGUCAGCUGCCAAUGCAGUGCCGGCAGUGGCAGUCAGUGCAGCCGUCAACAUACGCCUACCGUCGCUUCGGCAGCUUAGCACACGCGCCAGCACCUCUGGUGUUGCCAGCAGCGCGGCUGCCGCAGCGCCCACGCCGGCGGCGGCUGGCUCCACGUCAGAAAGCGGCGGCGGCAGCUCUAAGCUUUUCGGCUCAUUUCUGAAUUUGAACAGGCUCCGGGCGUUGUUUGGCAAGAAGGCUUCGGCCAGUGCGCCUCGCACUCGCACCUAAGCUGCCGAGCAGGCGACAUACUUGAGCUGACAGCGGCGUGCUAUCGAGCAGUAACGUCAAGUAAAGUGGUGAAGAGUUGACGCCCACUGGGCGAGAGUGGCAAAUACCCGUACGUCUCCAACCGUACGCGUACGAAGGUGCAAUGUACGUGGCAUGAUAAUCCAUUUAUAGGCCUGUCUAGAAUUGCAGUGACGUGCGAAUGAGUCGCGCGGGCACGAUUUGUAACGCAGCAAGGUAAGCCCUGCACUUUGUAGUGCUUUCUUUACGAUGUGCACACCCGCUGGCACCGCGACAAAGGGGCGUGUGUGCGCAUACAUGCUGGCCGUGUCGUGGUGAUGGGCCGUAUGUUGUUUGGCUGCGCACCACCUAGGUGGAAGUACGUCCCAUGCUGAUGGUUGAACUUGUGAGGUUGCGUGGCGUUUCUCUUGGCCAUGCAGCUUGAGCGGGCCGAUGCGGAGGCCAUGCGAGGCUAUUCACUGCAUUCAUGUGAGAGACACGGCACGCGGAGUCGUGUGGAUGCUGGGUGCGGUUCCUUGGCUAUACGAAAGAUAGUAGGGGCCUUUCGGUAGCGUCAUGUUGAGAGUGCCGUCGUAUCGCCUAGGCUUGUGUGAUCUAAGAGCGACGGCAAUGGAGGGCUGUGUGGCAGUAGUGGCAGGGGCUGGCGCGGUCUGUACGUCGGAGAACGCUUUGAUGCAGCUUGAGUUGUAGCUUGCUGCCUUUGGUCGUACUGCUGGAUCGAAAGAUAUGCGUGCGUGCACAUCCAAGCAGUACAGCCAACAAGAAACCGUUUGUGCAUGCUGGCAGUCGCACGAAGUGUGCACGCUCGCAGAUUGUCGGCAGCAGUGGAUUGCGGUGAGAGACUAUGUCUGCUUUAUGUACAUGCAAUGCUCGGUACGGCCGUUGAUGGUCUUUGAUGUGAGUUGGCGACGGGUGCUUGGUUGGCAUCGCUUGUAGCAGCAUAAGGAGGAAAGGGACACGCUUCUUGGACGGGGUAAAGGCCAAUUCUGCCGUCUGUGCUGUAUGUAGCAGCGAAGCGUAGGUAUGUCUAUCGUGUUAGGGCACGGUAUGCCUUCACGAGCUGACGUGUCUCUGCGGGAGAAACCGUUUGCUGGUCAGCAGCAAAGUGGUAUUUGCCCCCUGUACGCGACUGAUGCGUGUGUGGGCUACGUGUUGUUUUGUAGUAUGUUUACAAGUGCAUUUGGGUUUUACGGGGAUGCAUUGCGCAGUUGCGUGCAGCUGCAGAGGAAGGUCGUUGGGACGGGAAAGGGUUGGCAAUUGUGCACGACAUCGCCAACGACGUCGUGCUGUUGCCUUCUCCAAUCACGCAAUUUUAGUUCAUCUUAGUUAACAUGACGGGUAAGACCGGAGGAACUGGCUGGCGGAAGCACGGCACGGAGCAACGACGCAAGGGAUGCCAUUCAUUGCAUGCAACCCAACGUUCUGCAGUCCUUCAUGGUUAGCGACGGGCUGCUUCCCGGUAACCCUGAGCUGGCGGAGGUUUGUGUCCCGCCUAUGGAUUGUGCAUGGGGUCUUCGUCGUGGCCUUGGUCAUCACAGGAGAUUUCUGGGUGAGCCAUGCACGGAUGAUGUCCCUUAGCAGUUGUGUUCGCCUGUAUUAUUAGCAGUAUACCGUCUGCAUAUAGCCGUUGUCGUUAAUGGGCGUGGUGGCUGUUCGGCGUGCGGAUGGUUACUUCGCCGUGCGCUGGGCUCUCUGCGUGCCAAUGGUCCCCUGCAGUGGCGCUCACCUAUGAACCCUAAGUACGUUUUUAAAGAGUUGGUGGCAAGGAAAUUUGUUUGGCUUUAUGGCCGUGGCUGGCUUUUCGGGUUGGGGCUCCAGACGUCCGUUUCCUAUGAGCUUGCGCCCGCGGUGAUUGCCUCGGCGUAGAUAUGCACUGGUCCACCUCCUACUGGUCCACCUCCUCCUUCUUUGAUUGUGAGAACUGCGUCUGCUUUCCGAUGUUGUUGUUUUUGGUCGUAUGUAGCCGUUCCAGGGGGGCGAAGCCCCCCAGGAACACCCCUGUCUGUGCGUUCGAAGAAAAGCGUGCAGGGCCAGGGGAGGGGGGAGGCGGACCAAAAGUCGGCAAAAAGUAUCACACUGGCACAAACCGCGACUGCUCCCUAAGGCAGCCACCUCCUUGUUGGUCGUAUAUGUGUGUGUGCGAUGCCGUGGACCCGCACCGAUGGAGAGGUGUUAGCUGGGAAGACGCCUGAAGACGUUGCGCCCUCGUGCGCGAGGCUGCUGGUGGGCGAUUCAGGGACGGUGGGUUGCUGUGCAUGGGUGCGCAAACAAGUACCCGUUUACCAAGUGCAGUAUGUUCUCACUUCGUGUGUUUAACAAGGAUUGGAUGCGUGUGAAGGUGCCGGUGCGGUAUGGGCGUAUGGCAGUAGUGCCUGUGCUCAGUCCUUCACAUUUCGCCCUUGCCCUCUUGGCAUCCUGAGCGACACGCUUUCACCAGUUCCUGUCCUCCGUCUUCGCCUCCCUCCUCCUCCGCAGCUGAUUCCCAUUGCGACCGGCUGCAAAGAGCGGAGCGGUAUCUGGAGCUAGACGGUUAGAAUUGUGCGUGUGCGAUGGGACAGUGGUAAGGCAGGUUGGUAAAGUCCCGUAGGGUGCAGCUGAUUCCCAGAACCCAACAGAUGGCACACAACCCAACAGGGCAGGAGUGCGCGGCUGGUCGAACGCCGGAGUUACUGUACCGACA